Molecule: messenger RNA, 10137 nt
Organism: Coregonus sp. 'balchen'
Lineage: Eukaryota; Metazoa; Chordata; Actinopteri; Salmoniformes; Salmonidae
Source: the annotation of a GenBank genome assembly
GAGGUACCAGGAAGCUGUAGCCACCGCUAGCUAGCCAGUCAGCCAAGACCAACACCCUGAUAUCAAACAUGCUUGCUGAUAGUGAAUUCGUAAAUCUACGAAAUAGAUUUAAGAAAGAUGCUGAUCUUCUCAUGCAAGGGGUUUCAGCAGGUGACAGCAACGAAAAGAGUAAGUGAACGGUAGACUUUAGCCAUGAAAAUACCCUCAGUUGCUAGAACAAAGAACUGAAUCUCAAAAAUAGUAAACACAUCAAUGAAUGAUACGUAAAUAACUUAUUUGGUCUGUAUCGUUGCUUAUCAUUCAAUUUCCCCAAUUUCUUAUUGCUAUUAAUAUAACUAGCUAGCUUGCUAAAGUUGAGGCUCUACAGUACUGUAAGGAAAAUCCUCUAGCUAACGUCAGCUAUGUCUAAGAUGAUUGUCUCGAAUGUAACGGUAGCUAACGUUACAUUUCUGCCUGCAUUUAUUUUACAGCUGACACAUAAAGUAUGGGCUGAUAUAGCCAACUUUGUGCCAUCGUACAGGAGGUCCAGUAGGCAUAUUUGACAACAGAACAAUUGUCUUAUCUUUAGGCAUGCCACUGAUUCUUGAUUGUUUUGACUAUGCAAAAGCUGUGUCAGCACUGCAGCAACACGAUAGUUUCAGACUAUACUUCUGCACUGUACUCGAGACUCAGCCCAGUGCCUGUGUAAACUGAUAUGCAUUAAGUGGCCGAUUCAGACUUAGGAAAUGUAUGCCUUUCCUACGCACUUCUCAGUAGUUGGUAUUCAGACUUACCUUUUUCUUUAAGGUUUUAUGUCAGACUACACCUAUUGGUGUAUUGCCGCCACCUACUGUAUGGGGUAUUGAAACAAAAAAUAUUCCAUUGCAGGAAGAGUGGGGGGAGGUCCCGACAUCAUACAGUUCAAAUCACAUCCCUAAACAGCUCAGGUGCCUGUGAGCACGGAGCAUUCAUCGACAGGAUUCCUUGUAGUGUCUCUGCUGUAAAAUCGCUGAGUCCCCCCCAAAAAACCUAGCCACACUCACAAUGAUGCCUAUUUCCGAUUUCCUCUCUGUUUGCGCUGUGCAGUUGAUAACCAAUGCAAUACAAGCUACAAAGUCCACCUUCUUAACAUGCAAAAUGGCAGGAUCCCUCUGUUGACAAGGAAUAUUAUCUUGUGUUUCUACUCCUACUACCAUUAUUUCUUCAACUUCACUCCUUUCUUCCACUCUUCUCAACACCUCCGCAUAGGAGACAUGCUGGACAGCCCUUAUUCUUACCACCUCAGUCUCCUUCACCCUAACAGGACACUUCAGAAAUUCGGGUGCAUGUUCCACCAACACAAUUGCAGCAUUUAGGCUCAGCUGGCAUACAAUACCCCUCCCAUCUACAUACACUUGACACGUGACCAAAUAUUUUGCAUUUAUCACACUGCAUGCGUUUGGGCACGAAGGCUCUCACAGGGCAACUCAUAAAACCCAAGUACAUGUGAGAAGGGAGAGACUCUUCAUCAAAAAACUAUAGAAUAGAUGGAGUGGGCUUCCUCACUCCAUCCACCAUGCGGGUACGUCGGUGUGCAUCAACCACUUGAUCCAAUUCUUCACGUAUAUCCUUUGCUUUUACUUCUAGUGCCACCCCAGAGAUAACACCCUUGAUAGGGGCCCUGCUUCGAAGAUUCACACGCAACACGUUCCAAUCUGAUAUCUUCUUGAGGCCCAGAGCAUGCUCCUUCUGUUCCAUAGAUACCAAAAAAUCUAAAAUGUACUCUCAUCAACACCACCUCAUCCAACGCAUCCAGAAUUUGUUAUAGAGACUUCAAUCGGAUCUCCCAGGUAACAACAUCAAUCCAAAACCCUUACUCCGACCAAAAAAGACUCAGAACUAGGCUUGGAUUUACUAGAUUCCACUACCACUUUACUUCUGUUAUUUCCUUUUCCAUUCACCACUGUAAUCCAAUCCUCAUUCUCAUCUCCACUCGACACGCCAUCUGAUUCAAACAUAACAUCCACCAUUUUCCUGCUGUUCCCAGUAUUCUUCUUCCCUCUUCAGACGUACCUUAUGCAAGUGCGUAACGGGCUUUGCAGGUGUGGGUCCCUUGCUUGUGCUGAAUAAAUUGAAUUGAACCGCUGAAAACCCUCCUCCACGUGCUGGCCAACAUAUUUUCUUGUGGAGUUUUAAUUCAAUAGGAUUUUCAGUACAUUUAUCUAAAGCCAUCCCUUUAAAUUUGGUGUACCUUUUAAUUUGAAUUUUCUCGACAGACUCACUAGAAUAUAUGGAGAGAACGGUUCAGAAUAUUAGGGAUCAAUGAAAGAAAGCCAUGGAAAUACAUGCAUUUGUCUCCUUUUCAGCAACAAUUGGUAGAUAGAAAAAUACUCUGAUCUUGUAUAUUAUUUAGUGUUAGGAAAGUAUUUAUGAAUAAUAAUAAAAAACAGGUUUGGAGAGCCUUUACGCACAGAAUAUAUUGGUGAAUCAAAAAUACAGUGGUUUCAUUCAUCCUGAAAGUUGCCAUAUUCAAUUGUUCAUUCCAUGGAAUAUUGGAAGGUGAGAAAAGUGUGCAAUGGGGUUGAACAGUAGUCCUAUAAACCUACCCUAAUAAUCCUCACUAAUCACGGAACUGUGAUGACAACGGUCCAGUCAUCAUGAAUUGUGCGCCAGGCUCCAGGUUUAAACUGCUACGUAUGGUCUGCGUUCCAUAAUGAUUUAAAUAGGCUACAUGUCCCAGAUUAUUGCACAACUUCUAAUACGUUAGUCUAAUAUGAUCCACUAUUGCUAGUGAUCAUCAGGAACAACCACACAAACGUGACAGAGGAAAGAAAGGUAAACUAACUAUGUAAUGGAAUUAUAGAAACUAACACUAAAGUCAGUGACAGUUAUAAAUGUAUGUGGGUAUAACUGACGGUGGCUACCAAUAGUGGCUAAUGUUUAACACAAUACAAAAAUACAGUGAAAGGUCUGUGCAUAUAAUUAAAUGAUUCUAUAAGUCAUAAAUCAACUCGGUAGGUUUGGCGCUAUGCUGUUAUUUGUGCAUGGCUACAGAAGCCUAUAGCUUGGGUCUCCAAAUGUCAUCGCUGCAAGUUAUAAGGCCAGCAUUUCAUAAACUUCACUGCGGAAAAGGUGAUCUGUUGAUAUGCUUCAGUUUGCUGCUAUAUGACUGGUUUCACAUUUGCCUCCAGAGGUCAUAAGGUAAAAUAGAUGUAAAACAAUUGUCAUUUAUAUUUACAAUCCCCUUAGCCAAACGGCUUACUCAUUAACCUAGCUCUUAUCAAUAGAGGUGCAGUAGCUCUUAUCAAUUUGUAAAUUACAGUGCAUUACAGUGUUAUUUCUAUCAGAAAAAAUUAAGUAGAUGUUGUUCCACUUGGAACCGACAAGUUGCUUGACCUUAUUCAUCGUUUCAUUGCACAUAAAGGUGGUGGAAUUAUGAAGGAAUGAAGUCAAAUUCAGAAUACGGCGUGUCUGUAGACACACCUCCACCACACAUUAAUUUAUUUGAUCUCCACCCCAAACAAAUAGCGGGUGAAUAGCAUGCUAUUAUCAUGCUUAAGUUCAAGGUCAGAAUACAAGUAGAGAGAAAAGUACAUAAAAAGGGAAUUAUGUUGCAUUUAUGCACGCUUAACUGGUCGAAUUCCCCCCUAAAAGAAACAGCAGACCCAACAUUGUCUGGCUGGAUGGUCCAGUCCAGGCUAUUCUUUCACGCUGACUAUAUUUUUUGCAACAUUAAAAAAAUUAUACUAUUAAAUGACCUUUUUAAGUUGCUAUUAUAACUGUCUAGUAUUGGACAGCUGCAGCUUGGUGGGUCUGAUUUCAACUAGAGGAGAUUCUAGUGCCAACCCCAGGGCACUGGGUUCAUACCUGAGGACAGACUUCACAGCUUGUCCACUUCACCAGCCAACUGCUGUCUCCGAUACUUUUAAUCAACUGCUAAAUUAUAGAGAUUAAUAAAUAGGCUUUUCAAAAAGUACGCUUAUAGCAUGAGGGGCAGUUUAAUCCUGAAAUGUCUUGAACCUUAAAAGUUGCGGAUUGGGCACCUUCUGUUCUCAUAUUCUGGUGUAAAUGUUCCAGUAUGAAAAUGCAUGCAUGCACUCACUAACUGUAAGUCGCUAUGGAUAAGAGCGUCUGCUAAAUGACUAAAAUGUAAAUUCUAUCUGGUUUCAUAGCCUAUUUGUGCGUUUUGCCUGGUUGCAUUAGUGGUGACCAGGUCCUUGGCAGACAGACGAUAUUCAGUAUUUAACUAAAUGAUGCUGAAUAGUGGGUUGUAGCCUAGGCUAUCAUCAUACAUAGGCCUAGCUAGAUUGUGUAGUGCCCUUCAACAAAUCCCAAAACAUUCAACUGUGUGGGAGCAAGUAAUCACACUGUCUCUAGGCCUUUUCUGUUUCUUUUGAAAUGAAGAAUCUACUUAUUGUGAACAAGUGAUGAUUUAGGACGAGGUCUACUGCAUUACCAAUGACCAUGGAAUUCUGUCUCAAACUUGCAGGUCAAGAAGAGAAAGAUGCCAAACCACUUCCUCGGAUCAACCGCCAUUCCGUCUUCUGGAUUGUGGCUUCUGUCGGGUUGACUUACUAUUUCGACUGCCUCCGCGUCAUCACGGAGAAUGGCGAUAUCAAAAGGUGUUGUAGUGAUGAAAAAUCCUUCUGUACUCAAACCAGUGCCUGUAUAGGUCUUUGCAGUAGGUCAUCUGUGAUUAGUAAUCAAAAGGGGUCGUCAGCCUGAAUCCAGACUGGAGAAUUUUGUUUCUGGAUGGUAGUCUUGAAUCGCUCCUAUUGAAGUGAUUUCCACUGUCCAGAAAAUAAAAAAAAUUCUGUUUGGUCUUAGGUUACUAAGGGGUAGAUUGGUCACUGUAAUUGGAAAAGUCCCAAAUAUUACGCAUAUUUGUUCCUUUUUGGUUAGGCAGACUUUUAUUCAUGCAGGAUUAUCUAUUAUCUACUCCAUGUUUGCAGAAAUGUAUUUAUGAUGAUGGCAUUUCCCGAAAGAACCAAACCACAAGUUCCUGUCAUGUAUUUGCUGCUUAUGUGCUUUGUUUUGUGUUGUUUUCCAGCUGGUGGUUCAAUGUUGGAGUGAUACUGCUGGGAAUAUGCCUAGCUUUGGCCAUGUUUUGCAUUGUAUACCUGGAGUGGUUUAAGGGAAUACAGCACUAUGAUCAUGAGUACCCUGCUAUUGCCCCUAUCACCACAGCAGCCUUCAUUGCAGCAUCAUGCAGGUAAUCCAUGGAUACAUGCUAACCCAUUCAUAGACGCUAACUACAGUGCCUUGAGAAAGUAUUCACACCCCUUGACUUUUUCCACAUUUGUUAUGUUACAGCCUGAAUUGAAAAUUUAUUACAUUGAGAUUGUGUGCCACUGGCCUACACACAAUACCCCAUAAUGUCAAAGUGAAAUUAUGUUUUUAGACAUUUUUACAAAUUAAUUACAAAUGAAAAGCUGAAAUGUCUUCAGUCAAUAAGUAUUCAACCCCUUUGUUAUGGCAAGCCUAAAUAAGUUCAGGAGUAAAAAUGUGCUUAACAAGUCACAUAAUAAGUUAACAUGAUUUUUGAAUGACUACCUCAUCUAUGUACCCCACACAUACAAUUAAUGAUCUGUAAGGUCCCUCAGUCGAGCAGUGAAUUUCAAAAAUAGAUUCAACCACAAAGACCAGAGAGGUUUUCCAGUGCCUCGCUAAGAAGAGUACCUAUUGGUAGAUGGGUAAAAAUAAUAAAAAGCAGACAUUGAAUAUCCCUUUGAGCAUGGUAAAGUUAUUAAUUACACUUUGGAUGGUGUAUCAAUACACCCAGUCACUACAAAGAUACAGGCGUCCUUCCUAAAUCAGUUGCCAGAGAGGAAGGUAACGCUCAGGGAUUUCACAAUGAGGCCAAUGGUGAUUUUAAAACAGUUACAGAGUUUAAUGGUUGUGAUAGGAGAAAACGUGGUUCAGUCUGCUUUCCAAGAGACAUUUGCAGACAAAUUCACCUUUCAGCAGGACAACCUAAAACACAAGGCCGAAUAUACGCUGGAGUUGCUUACCAAGAUGACAAUGAAUGUUCCUGAGUGGCCUAGUUACAUUUUUGACUUAAAUCGGCUUGAUAAUCUGUGGCAAGACUUGAAAAUGGCUGUCUAGCAAUGACAGUGCUUGAAUAAUUUUUUAAAGAAUAAUGUGCAAAUAUUGUACAAUCCAGGUGUGCAAAACUCUUAGAGACUUACCCAGAAAGACUCACAGCUGUAAUCACUGCCAAAUGUGAUUCUAACAUUUAUUGAUUGACUCAGGGGUGUGAACACUUAUGUAAAUUAGAUAUUUCUGUAUUUGUCAUUAUGGUAAAAUACUUUGUCACCUGGUAAAACGCUCCACAUUUUUGGAAUCACUAAGGCAGUUUAGAUCCCUGAUGAUAAAUGAGUUCACCGAGGUGUGCAAUUGUUUUGAUUGACUUUAAUAAUUUGUUUAUUAUGCCUGUGAUGUUUGAUUUUCUAAUGUAAUGUACAGUGCUAUGAAAAAGUAUUUGCCCCCUUUCUAAUUUUCUCUACUUUUGCAUAUUUGUGAUACUGAAUGUUAUCAGAUCUUCAACCAAAACCUAAUAUUAGAUAAAGGGAACAUAAGUGAACAAAUAACACAACAAUUACAUAUUUAUUUCAUAAACAAAGUUAUGCAACACCCAAUUCCCCUGUGUGAGAAAGUAAUUGCCCCCUUACACUCAAUAACUGGUUGUGCCACCUUUUAGCUGCAAUGACUCCAACCAAAUGCUUCCUGUAGUUGUUGAUCAGUCUCUCACGUCGCUGUGGAGGAAUUUUGGCCCACUCUUCCAUGCAGAAACCAUCACACCACCACCACCAUGCUUGACCUUUGGUAUGAUGUUCUUACUGUGGAAUGCAGUGUUUGGUUUUCGCCAGGCAUUAUGGGACCCAUCUCGUCCAAAAAGUUGACUCAAGUUUGCCAAAAAGCACCUGGAUGAUCAUCAAGACUCUUGGAAGAACUUUCUAUGGACAGAUUAUUCAAAAGUAUAACUUUUUGGACGACAUGGUUCCAGUAAUGCCUGGCAAAAACCAAACACUGCAUUCCACAAUAAGAACAUCAUACCAAAGGUCAAGCAUGGUGGUGGUGGAGUGAUGGUUUGGGGAUGCUUUGCUGCCUCAGGACCUGGAUGACUUGCCUUAAUAGAAGGAACCAUGAAUUCUGCUCUGUAUCAGAGAAUUCUACAGGAGAAUGUCAGACCAUCCGUCUGUGAGCUGAAGCUGAAGCGCAGCUGGGUCAUGCAGCAAGACAAUGAUCCAAAACACACAAUCAAGUCUACAUAAAAAUUGAUAAAAAGCAACACAUUUGAAGUUUUGGAAUGGCCUAGUCAAAGUCCAGACCUAAUCCCAAUUGAGAUGUUGUAGCAGGACUUGAAACGAGCAGUUCAUGCUUGAAAACCCACACGUCACUGAGUUAAAGCAGUUCUGCAUGGAAGAGUGGGCCAAAAUUCCUCCACAGUGACGUGAGAGACUGAUCAACAACUACAGGAAGCAUUUGGUUGGAGUCAUUGCAGCUAAAGGUGGCACAACCAGUUAUUGAGUGUAAGGGGGCAAUUACUUUUUCACACAGGGGAAUUGGGUGUUGCAUAACUUUGUUUAUGAAAUAAAUAUGUACCGUAAUUUUCGGACUAUAAGCCGCGCCUUUUUUCCCAUUUUUCGACCCUGCGGCUUAUAUAACGGUGCGGCUAAUCUAUGGAUUUUUACAGCUAACGGCCACUAGAAGACCUCCUAAAUCUAUGGAUUUUACAGGUUACAGUCCACCAACUUUAACUCUAUGGGCUCUAUGACCGGUCCGCGCCCCCCACCUUUAAGCGGCGGGCUCCAGCAGGAAAAGCUGGAGGCCGGCGCAAAAGUAAAAGUGGAACCGAGAGUGGUACGAGAGACAGAACGAGAGACAGAACGAGCGCAAGACAGACAGACAUUACGAGAGCGAGACAGUUUGUGCAAAGGAAGUUUUCAUGCACAAACCCUCAUUAUGGAAAACAAACGUAGAAAUGCAUAUGAUGCAGCUUUUAAGUUAAAGGCAGUCAAUCUGGCUGUCAAAACAUCCACGAUCAUUAACGGGUUCCGAAAGGCUGGACUGCUGCGUGAUGAAGAGGAGGACGCCGCCACAGCUGAGGCCCUUUAGAGGCUGUUCGAUUCCGACAGUGACGAAGAGGAGUUUGUUGGUUUUGAGAGCGACAACGAAGGAGAGAGGAGAGUGGCUGACGAAGCCACCCUGAGCCUGUUCGUUUCCGACACUGAAGAUGAGGACUUUGGUGGUUUUAGUACGCAGGAAGAAGACGGAGAUGAGGAUUAAUGACUUGACUUUUCUGGUUACAGCCGUGUACUGCACCUUAGCCUAAAAGAUGAAGACGAGGAUUAAUGACUUUUCUGGUAGGCUGAUUACCGUAUAUUUUAAGCAGCCGUGUUGCUGCAACUUUAGGCUUACGCGCUUACUGUCGUGUUACAGGCACUUUAUUUUGCACUUUAAAAAAAACACAUUUAAUUUAGCCAUUGAUAUUCCCUCGUCAAGCGCUGUAAGCUUUGUUUUUUGUUAUGGUACUACUGUAGGCUAUAAUGUAGAUAAAUAUUCAAAGAUGUGCACACUUUUUCAAGGUUUUUCAAAAAUAACCAAAGUUAAGUGGUUAAAUGAUUGUGACGCUAUUAACUAAUUUUGCUGGGGAACCCCUAGCACUCCCUCAAGGACCACUGGUUGAAAACCACUGCUGUAGAUCACUGCCGGUAUGUGCGCUGGGAGCGCACCGUUUAAGUUUGAAAGUUGAAAAGUUUGUGUGUCUGCAACGCUGUGUGAUACAGUACAGUUUACACAGCACAGUAUAUGUUCUGUAGCUACUAUUGCACUAAAUGGUAACACUUGAAUACGUUAUGCAAAUAUGCAACAUGUUUGUUGAAAUGUUAAUAAAUGGGAGCUUCCUCAAGCAGCCAUCUCUUUCCCCACAAUCCCCUCUGUGCACGAACCCUUACAUAUGGUAAUUAAACAUUAAAACACCUGCGGCUUAUAGUCCAGUGCGGCUUAUAUAUGUACACAUCAUUCAAUAUCAUUCAAUUUAGCUGCUGCGGCUUAUACUCCGGUGCGCCUUAUAGUGCGGAAAAUACGGUAAUUGUUGUGUUAUUUGUUCACUUAUGUUCCCUUUAUCUAAUUUUAGGUUUUGGUUGAAGAUCUGAUAACAUUCAGUAUCACAAAUAUGCAAAAGUAGAGAAAAUUAGAAAGGGGGCAAAUACUUUUUCAUAGCACUGUACUUAUUUUAUCUUGUUAUUCUCUUGUAUCUUGUAGUUUUAUCUUUUAUUUUAUGUCCUCAAGGCACCAUUGAAAGUGAGACCCUUGUCUCAAUUGGGCUCCACUGAUUAAAUAAAAGUUAGUAAAAUAAGUCAAGGGGGAAGUAUGAAUACUUUCUGAAGGCACUGUACCUUCAGCACUUAUUGACGAUAGUAUCUUCUGGCUGGGGGAAUUUUGUUAAGAGCCCUGGCGCUCGUUCUGAACGUUAAAACGCUUUGCUUGCGGUACGUUUUUGGAAACAUAAGGAAUGUAACUUUCAAAUCAGCUAUAAAUAAUUUUCAAAAAUCAAAAGGUUACAUUACACACCUUUUAUAGGUUUAGGGAUAGUGUUCCCGCAUGGCAAUAUCUCCAUGUUACAGCGCUUGUUUACGGAAGACAGACAGAAGACAUAGGCAUCUAGCAUGCCCCGAACACCUGUGUGUAAGCGCAACUGUGGAGGAAGUGGAGUUUGUCAACUUGAGGCACACACAGCUUAUGGAUCUGUGUAAAACUGCUACAGGAAGUGUAUCUUUUUUAUUUGGAAGAUUCUCGCUGAUAUGAAAAAUAAAGGGGCAUAUGUUUUGAAAGCCGUUUUGCAAACAAUGAUUAUUGACAUUUCUAAACGUUAAAACACAGCGCUGGAAUUGUAGUUCACACGCAGCCAACCGUGGGUGAAGCUAACCGCUGAAAACCCUACGGAUAAAAAGGGUUUUAGUGAGCUAAUAGCUAGCUACAUAAUGCUUUCGGUUAUUAAGUUGUAAGCCUAUUUUACAAUCUCUCCAAUGGUAAUCAGAAUUAUCUUGGUCUCAAGCACAUUUGUUAUUUCUUCUCCCCAGUUUUAAUAUAGCACUGUGGCCUGUAUGGUCGUUCCUCACCCCCGUCCUCCUGUUUACCCAGUUCAUGGGAGUUGUUAUGCUCAUAUCGAUGCUU